AUGACAGAAAAAGUCUCGGCAGACUUGGACAAGAAGUUUGACACUUCGUCCAAUGAAUCUUCCCAAGAUGUCGCUAUUCUCCAAGCCUCUGGCGAAAGAGAGGGUGAACACGGCAAUAUUUUGUCGCAGUACACCGAGGAGCAGGUGGUGCUGAUGGGUCGUAAUUACGCAUUGAAGCACGACUUGGACCCUGAGCUUUUUGGCCGCGCGGCUGCGUUGGCUCGUAGUCCCAGCGAUUUCAACUCCAUGGCUUUUUUGAGCGAGGAUGAGAAAAUCGCCUUGAAUAACGAAAUCACCCACAAGUGGCAUAUUCCGCGCAAAUUGGUGGAGGUGAUUGCCUUGGGCUCGAUGGCAGCUGCCGUCCAGGGUAUGGACGAGUCCGUUGUUAACGGUGCCACUCUUUUUUAUCCUAUUGCCAUGGGAAUCACUGAAAUGAAAAACGCAGACCUUAUUGAGGGUCUCGUCAAUGGUGCGCCAUACUUGUGCUGUGCCUUUGUUUGUUGGACCUCCGAUUACUGGAACAAGAGAUUGGGCCGUAAAUGGGUCAUUUUCUGGACCUGUUUUAUUUCGGCCAUCACUUGUAUUUGGCAAGGUUUGGUCAACUUGAAAUGGUACCAUUUGUUCAUUGCUCGUUUCUGUUUGGGUUUCGGUAUUGGUGUUAAAUCUGCCACGGUGCCAGCUUAUGCCGCCGAGACCACUCCCGCUAAGAUUAGAGGUUCUCUUGUCAUGCUUUGGCAGUUUUUCACUGCUGUCGGUAUUAUGUUUGGUUACGUCGCUUCGCUUGCUUUCUACUACAUUGGCGAGAACGGCAUCAGUGGUGGUUUGAACUGGAGAUUGAUGCUUGGUUCUGCCUGUAUUCCUGCCAUCAUUGUUUUAGUUCAAGUACCUUUUGUUCCUGAAUCUCCUCGUUGGCUCAUGGGUAAAGAGAGACAUAAGGAGGCUUACGAGUCACUUCGCCAAUUGAGAUUCAGUGAGAUCGAGGCUGCUCGUGACUGUUUCUACCAAUACGUUUUGUUGAAGGAGGAGCACGCUUAUGGCGAAGCUUCCUUCUUCCUGCGUGUCCGUGAAAUGUUCACUGUGAGAAGAAAUAGAAACGGUGCCUUGGGUGCCUGGGUUGUCAUGUUCAUGCAACAAUUCUGUGGUAUCAACGUCAUUGCCUACUAUUCUUCUUCCAUUUUCGUUGAGUCGAAUCUCUCGGAGAUCAAAGCCAUGUUGGCUUCUUGGGGUUUUGGUAUGAUCAAUUUCCUUUUUGCCAUCCCUGCCUUCUACACUAUAGACACUUUCGGUCGUAGAAACUUACUUCUUACAACUUUCCCGCUCAUGGCCAUCUUCUUGCUUAUGGCUGGUUUUGGAUUCUGGAUUCCUUUCGACACAAACCCUCACGGACGUUUGGCUUGUAUUACCGUUGGUAUUUACCUCUUUGCCUGUGUCUACUCUUCAGGAGAGGGACCUGUUCCCUUCACAUAUUCGGCCGAGGCAUUCCCAUUGUACAUUAGAGAUAUUGGUAUGGGAUUCGCUACCUCGACCUGUUGGUUUUUCAACUUCAUCUUGGCCUUCUCUUGGCCACGUAUGAAGAAUGCCUUCAAGCCUCAAGGUGCUUUCGGUUGGUAUGCUGCAUGGAACAUCAUUGGUUUCUUCAUGGUGUUGUUCUUGUUGCCUGAGACCAAGGGAUUGACCUUGGAGGAGUUGGACGAUGUCUUUGGAGUGUCAUUGAGAAAGCACGCCAUCUGGAGAGGUAAGGAGUUGAUCUACAAUAUCAGAAAGUACAUCUUGCGCCAAAAUCCAAAGCCUUUGCCUAUCUUGUAUAGUCACCAGAGAAUGGCAGUUACCAACCCAGAGUGGAACGACAAGGCCGAGGCCACCCAUGAGGAGAAUGUCUCUGAGGGAGUCAUCCAGACUAAAUAA
Messenger RNA from Australozyma saopauloensis, 1905 nucleotides. RefSeq names its product Hgt19p (gene HGT19). The transcript has a single exon. Gene Ontology annotation, cellular component: membrane. Gene Ontology annotation, molecular function: transmembrane transporter activity. Gene Ontology annotation, biological process: transmembrane transport. The record is from RefSeq and is a predicted model, not a curated record. The coding region runs from base 1 to 1905 and encodes 634 amino acids. Lineage: Eukaryota; Fungi; Ascomycota; Pichiomycetes; Serinales; Metschnikowiaceae.